AUGGUGGCAUUAUCAGUUGUUUCUUUGAUUUCUAAGAAGAUAAUCAAACCAUCCAUUCCAACUCCUCUUUCUCUUAAAUCUCACAAACUUUCCUUCGUUGAUCAGGUUCUUCAUAUAUCUAUUCCUAUUGCAUUUUUUUACCCAAAAGUUGGCAAUUAUGCUGCGUACAAGUCAUAUGAACCUACCCUAGUAUCUCAACUUCUUGAGAAAUCUCUUUCUAAAACACUUUCAUUCUAUUAUCCUUAUGCUGGACGACUAAAGAAUGAUUCCUCUGUUGAUUGCAACGACACGGGAGUUGAGCUUUCCAACGUUCGUGUCCAUUGUUCCAUGUCCGAAAUUUUCAAACACCCUUACACUGAAGCAGAACAUGUAGUUUUUCCACAAGCUAAACCUCACGACCACAGUAAAGGAAAUUUAGCUAUAGCUCAGGUAAGCCAUUUUGAUUGCGGAGGAUUAGCAAUUGGUGCGUGCUUAUCACACAAGAUUGGAGACGGCUACACCGCCAGCAAUUUCCUGUACAACUGGGGAGUUUUGAGCCGUGAUAUAAGUGCAACACCAUCUCCUCGCUUUGUUGGAGAAUCCAUCUAUCCCCAAUGUAAUGAUCCUUCUGAUGUAUCAAGUAUCAAGUACGAAGAACCAACUGGAUAUCUAGGGAAAAGGCUUAUUUUCCCUGCUACUAAAGUAAACGCUCUCAAAGCAAAUAUUUCUCUUGAAUCAGGAGUCCAAAAUCCAACCCGAACUGAAGUUGUGAGCGCGCUUCUUUACAAAUGUGCUGUAGCUGCAAGAAGAGCGAAUAAUGUUGGCUCAUUUAAACCAUCUACCUUGUUUCAAGUUGCAAAUAUGCGUCAAAGGCUCAACCCACCUUUGUCUUACGAUGCAUGUGGAAAUGUAAUCUCUGGCUUUUUAGUGAAAACAACUAAUGAAAGGGAACUAAAUUGUCCAAGAUUGAUACGAGAAAUGAGGAAGGAGAAAGAGAAACUUCAUGACCAGCAAAAGAAUGCUACGAAAAAUACAAUUAUCUCAGAAGUAGUUGAUUCACUUGAAAAAGGAAGGACGCCAUUCCAUAGCAGUGAAGUUGAUUAUUAUGUUUGUUCCAGUGUCCUAGUAUUUCCUUUUUAUAACAUGGACUUUGGAUGGGGACGGCCAGCUAGAGUGAGCAUGGCAACUGGUCCUUUCAAUAAGUAUUUUUUUCUAAUGGAUAAUCAAAGUGGAGGCGGAAUCGAAGCCAUAGUCAUGCUGGGCGAACAAGACAUGGCUAUAUUUGAAAGAGAUCCAGAGCUUCUGGAAUUUGCUAUACCAAUUCCAAAUCAUUAA
This is a messenger RNA of Nicotiana tabacum (common tobacco), 1314 nucleotides long. Its product is annotated as acyltransferase Pun1-like. The record is from RefSeq and is a predicted model, not a curated record. NCBI's taxonomy places the organism in Eukaryota, Viridiplantae, Streptophyta, Magnoliopsida, Solanales, Solanaceae.